Leishmania braziliensis MHOM/BR/75/M2904 is the source of this 996-nucleotide messenger RNA. RefSeq lists its product as hypothetical. The coding region runs from base 1 to 996 and encodes 331 amino acids. The transcript has a single exon. The record is from RefSeq and is a predicted model, not a curated record. NCBI's taxonomy places the organism in Eukaryota, Euglenozoa, Kinetoplastea, Trypanosomatida, Trypanosomatidae.
AUGCUGCAUCGUACGGCAGUGGUGCUCAAAUCGCAGCACAAGAAUGUGCUGCGCAAGGGACGUCCGCACAUGCAAAAGUAUAAGGAACUGAACCGCUGGCAGCGCGAGGCGCAGGGAAUCACGAAAUGGGACCAGGGUCAUUCUCACCGGCCUCAACCCUACGUUGAGCGCUUUAAUCCAGAAGGUGUCGGCCUCACUCGCGGCACGUCGGCGUACGCGUGGAAGUGGUGGCAUACACAGUACCCAUGGUUGCCCAAUGUAGCGCCUAACGACUACGUACCGCCAAGCCCUCGCGGCAUUCGCCCAGCUGCCUGGGAUGAUGAAUUCGCCGAAGUGGUAUUGAGCAUGAGCAACGAGGAGAUUCAAAGCUACCUGCUGGAUAAGCUGACCGAGGUCAUCUUUGCAGAGACGCAGCGCGACGGCUACGAGCUGCGUCGGCUAGACUUUGAGGGCACGCCGCUCACAGACCGGCCGGAGCGGCGUAUCGUGGAGAACUUUGUUUUCGAGGAAGAGACACUGCGCGAGCGCGUGCUGGACCAGGUAGUCGAAGGCGUUUUUCGCCUCGUCCCCACCUCCGACGACCGCCUGGCGCUGAAAAGUGUGGCCAACAUUGUGGACUUCGUUCUGACCCACGUCACGGUGGCCCGCAAACCGGAGAAGCACGAGAUUCCCGAGGCAGCGCGAUCUGUGAUGCGGUCACACCCGCUGCAGCCACAGCUGGGCUUUGUGCAUGCCCUGCCGACCGACAAUCGUGACGCCGUUGUGCGGGAGUGGGAGCGGAUGCACCACCUUGAUUGGCAGUUUGGCAAAGCGGUGUAUGAGCCACGUAGCGUCGAGAACGAGCGUGGCAACUUCACGUGGUUGCGCGAGGUCCGCCACCAUGAGGCGCGGAAGGCAUUUGAGGAGGAUGUAGCCUCAGGCAAGGCUCGCCGGCGCCAUAUGGACAAGAUUAAUGCCGCCGCUCAGGCACCAAACAGCAAUGCCGCUUCACAGUAG